Messenger RNA from Pocillopora meandrina, 6354 nucleotides. The record is from the annotation of a GenBank genome assembly. NCBI's taxonomy places the organism in Eukaryota, Metazoa, Cnidaria, Anthozoa, Scleractinia, Pocilloporidae.
AUGAACCUUAGAGCAGAAGACAUGAUAGCUUUCAUGAACAUCGCCAGACAAGUUGCCCUUUUCCUGCUCAACUCAGAUCGUAUUCAGAAAGCCAUUGAGAUAUGCAACGAAUGUUUGACUUUGCUAAACAACACUAAUCAAAACAGCAAAGACCAAAUAGAAAAGACCUAUUCCGUUCUUUUCAGCGCUUAUCGACGUAGCUCUGACUACCUCAAUGCGGAAAGAUACGGAAGGAAACUGCUUGUCUUAUACAGCGAGUCUAGUGACUUAGUAAAAGAGGGAGAUGUAAGCAUGGCUCUUGCAGAGAUUUUUGAGAGUCAAAACAGGUUUACAGAUGCCAAAGAACUUUACGAAAAAGCAGUUAAUAUAAGGAGAAAAACUGAUGAUAAAAUGGGAGAAGCAAGUACGUGCGCAAGAUUCGGAACUAUGUAUCAUAAACUUGGCGAAAACCUAAAAGCGAAGGAGUAUGUUGAGAGAGCCCUCGCCAUAAGAAAAGAAAUUAACGACAGAAGAGGAGAGGCAUCAUGUUAUGAGGACCUAGGUAAUGUGUUUCGGUCUCUCAGGCAAUACGAGAAAGCUAAAGAGUUUCUCGAAAAAGCGCUUGUCGUCAAGUCAAAAAUUGGCGACAGAAGAGAAGAAGCAUCAUGUUAUGAAAGCCUAGGUGAUGUGUUUCUGUCUCUUGGGCAAUACGGUCAGGCUAAACAGUAUCUCCAGAAAGCGCUUGUCAUGAUAUCAGAAAUUGGCGACCAAAGAAGAGAAGCAUCAUGCUAUAAAAACCUAGGUAGUGUGUUUAGAUCUCUCGGGCAAUACGACAAGGCUAAAAGGGAUCUCCAAAAAGCGCUUGACAUCAGCACUAAAAUUGACGACAGAGGAGGAGAGGCGGCUAGCUACGGAGACCUAGGUACUGUGUUUCAUUCGCUCGGGCAAUACGACAAGGCUAAAAAGGAUCUCCAAACAGCGCUUGACAUCAGCACUAAAAUUGGCGACAGAGGAGGAGAGGCGGCAAGCUACGGAAACCUAGGUACUGUGUUUCAUUCGCUCGGGCAAUACGACAAGGCUAAGAAGUAUCUCCAAAAAGCGCUUGACAUUAGAACUGAAAUUGGCGACAGAGAAGGAGAGGCAAAAGCCUACGGAAGCCUAGGUACUGUGUUUCAUUCGCUCGGGCAAUACGACAAGGCUGAGGAGUAUCUCCAAAAAGCGCUUGACAUUAGAACUGUUAUUGGCGACAGAGGAGGAGAGGCGGCUAACUACAGAAACCUAGGUACUGUGUUUAUGUCCCUCGGACAAUACCACAAAGCUAAAGAGUAUCUCCAAAAAGCGUUAGUAAUCAGCACUGAAAUUGGCGACAGAAAGGGAGAAGCAUCAAGUUAUGGAAACCUAGGUAAUGUGUCUAAGUAUCUCGGGCACUACAAGGAGGCUAAAGACUACCUCCAAAAAGGGUUUCUCAUCAGAAUUGAAAUUGGUGACAGAAAAGGAGAGGCAUCUGACCAAAGAAACCUAGGUACUGUUCAUCAGUUGCUCGGAAAGUAUUACACAGCUAACAGGUAUCUUGAAAAAGCACUUUCCAUCAAAUCAAAAAUUGGUGACAAAAAAGGAGAAGCAUCAUGUUACGGAAACCUAGGUACUGUGUUUCAUUCACUCGGGCAAUACGACAAGGCUAAGGAGUAUCUUCAAAAAGCGCUUGACAUUAGAAUUGAAAUUGGCGACAGAAGAGGAGAGGCAGCUAGCUAUGCAAACCUAGGUACUGUGUUUCUUUCGCUCGGGCAAUACGACAAGGCUGAGGAGUAUCUCCAAAAAGCACUUGACAUUAGAACUGAAAUUGGCGACAAAGGAGGAGAGGCGGCUAGCUACAGAGACCUAGGUAAUGUGUUUCAUUCGUUCGGGCGAUACACCAGGGCUGAGGAGUAUCUCCAAAAAGCGCUUGACAUCAGCACUAAAAUUGGCGACAGAGGAGGAGAGGCGGCUAGCUGCGGAAACCUAGGUACUGUGUUUCGUUCGCUCGGGCAAUACGUCAAGGCUGAGGAGUAUCUCAAAGAAGCGCUUAUCAUAAGAACUGAAAUUGGCGACAGAGGAGGAGAGGCGGCUAGCUACGGAGACCUAGGUACUGUGCUUCAUUCGCUUGGGCAAUACGACAAGGCUGAGGAGUAUCUCCAAAAAGCACUUGAUAUUAGAACUGAAAUUGGCGACAAAGGAGGAGAGGCGGCUAGCUACGGAGACCUAGGUACUGUGUUUCAUUCGCUCGGGCAAUACGACAAGGCUGAGGAGUAUCUCCAAAAAGCACUUGACAUUAAAACUGAAAUUGGCGACAAAGGAGGAGAGGCGGCUAGCUACAGAGACCUAGGUAAUGUGUUUCAUUCGUUCGGGCGAUACACCAGGGCUGAGGAGUAUCUCCAAAAAGCGCUUGACAUCAGCACUAAAAUUGGCGACAGAGGAGGAGAGGCGGCUAGCUGCGGAAACCCUAGGUACUGUGUUUCGUUCGCUCGGGCAAUACGUCAAGGCUGAGGAGUAUCUCAAAGAAGCGCUUAUCAUAAGAACUGAAAUUGGCGACAGAGGAGGAGAGGCGGCUAGCUACGGAGACCUAGGUACUGUGCUUCAUUCGCUUGGGCAAUACGACAAGGCUGAGGAGUAUCUCCAAAAAGCACUUGAUAUUAGAACUGAAAUUGGCGACAAAGGAGGAGAGGCGGCUAGCUACGGAGACCUAGGUACUGUGUUUCAUUCGCUCGGGCAAUACGACAAGGCUAAGGAGUAUCUCCAAAAAGCGCUUCACAUCAGAACUGAAAUUGGCGACAAAGGAGGAGAGGCGGCUAGCUACGGAGACCUAGGUACUGUGUUUCAUUCGCUCGGGCAAUACGACAAGGCUAAGGAGUAUCUCCAAAAGCACUUGGCAUUAGAACUGAAAUUGGCGACAAAGGAGGAGAGGCGGCUAGCUACAGAGACCUAGGUAAUGUGUUUCAUUCGCUCGGGCGAUACGCCAAGGCUGAGGAGUAUCUCCAAAAAGCGCUUGACAUCAGCACUAAAAUUGGCGACAGAGGAGGAGAGGCGGCUAGCUGCGGAAACCUAGGUACUGUGUUUCGUUCGCUCGGGCAAUACGACAAGGCUGAGGAGUAUCUCCAAAAAGCGCUUGACAUCAGCACUAAAAUUGGCGACAGAGGAGGAGAGGCGGCUAGCUGCGGAAACCUAGGUACUGUGUUUCAUUCGCUUGGGCAAUACGACAAGGCUGAGGAGUAUCUCCAAAAAGCACUUGAUAUUAGAACUGAAAUUGGCGACAAAGGAGGAGAGGCGGCUAGCUACGGAGACCUAGGUACUGUGUUUCAUUCGCUCGGGCAAUACGACAAGGCUAAGGAGUAUCUCCAAAAAGCGCUUCACAUCAGAACUGAAAUUGGCGACAAAGGAGGAGAGGCGGCUAGCUACGGAGACCUAGGUACUGUGUUUCAUUCGCUCGGGCAAUACGACAAGGCUAAGGAGUAUCUCCAAAAAGCACUUGGCAUUAGAACUGAAAUUGGCGACAAAGGAGGAGAGGCGGCUAGCUACAGAGACCUAGGUAAUGUGUUUCAUUCGCUCGGGCGAUACGCCAGGGCUGAGGGGUAUCUCCAAAAAGCGCUUGACAUCAGCACUAAAAUUGGCGACAGAGGAGGAGAGGCGGCUAGCUGCGGAAACCUAGGUACUGUGUUUCGUUCGCUCGGGCAAUACGACAAGGCUGAGGAGUAUCUCCAAAAAGCGCUCGACAUCAGCACUAAAAUUGGCGACAGAGGAGGAGAGGCGGCUAGCUGCGGAAACCUAGGUACUGUGUUUCGUUCGCUCGGGCAAUACGUCAAGGCUGAGGAGUAUCUCAAAGAAGCGCUUAUCAUAAGAACUGAAAUUGGCGACAGAGGAGGAGAGGCGGCUAGCUACGGAGACCUAGGUACUGUGUUUCUUUCGCUCGGGCAAUACGUCAAGGCUGAGGAGUAUCUCAAAGAAGCGCUUAUCAUAAGAACUGAAAUUGGCGACAAAGGAGGAGAGGCGGCUAGCUGCGGAAACCUAGGUACUGUGUUUCGUUCGCUCGGGCAAUACGUCAAGGCUGAGGAGUAUCUCAAAGAAGCGCUUAUCAUAAGAACUGAAAUUGGCGACAGAGGAGGAGAGGCGGCUAGCUACGGAGACCUAGGUACUGUGUUUCUUUCGCUCGGGCAAUACGUCAAGGCUGAGGAGUAUCUCAAAGAAGCGCUUAUCAUAAGAACUGAAAUUGGCGACAAAGGAGGAGAGGCGGCUAGCUGCGGAAACCUAGGUACUGUGUUUCGUUCGCUCGGGCAAUACGUCAAGGCUGAGGAGUAUCUCAAAGAAGCGCUUAUCAUAAGAACUGAAAUUGGCGACAGAGGAGGAGAGGCGGCUAGCUACGGAGACCUAGGUACUGUGUUUCUUUCGCUCGGGCAAUACGUCAAGGCUGAGGAGUAUCUCAAAGAAGCGCUUAUCAUAAGAACUGAAAUUGGCGACAAAGGAGGAGAGGCGGCUAGCUACAGAGACCUAGGUAAUGUGUUUCAUUCGCUCGGGCGAUACGCCAGGGCUGAGAAGUAUCUCCAAAAAGCGCUUGACAUCAGCACUAAAAUUGGCGACAGAGGAGGAGAGGCGGCUAGCUGCGGAAACCUAGGUACUGUGUUUCAUUCGGUCGGGCAAUACGACAAGGCUAAGGAGUAUCUUCAAAAAGCGCUGGUUAUCAGAACUGAGAUUGGCGAUAAGGAAGGGGAAGCAGCAGACCUUAAAAACCUUGGAAUUGUGUCUAGAACUAUUGGAGAUUAUGAAUCUUCGGAAGUAUGCCUGGAGAAAGCUUUAUUCAUAUCCAGAGAUAUUGGACACAGAAGAAGAGCGUUCGAAAUUCUUCUAGAGUGCGCCAAUUUGUAUUUAUUGCAGAAGAAAAUCAAAGACUCCGUUUCGUGUCUUCAUCUGUGCAUUGAAAAGUAUGAGGAGCUGAGAUACUUCUUGGGCGCCAAUGAUGAGUUCAAAACAUCAUUUCUGGAGGACUCAGGAAUAUUUCCCUACAAGCUGCUUUGUACUUUGCUUUGUGACACCGGAAAAACUUGGGAUGCUCUUUAUGUUGAGGAGUUGGGUCGAGCUAGAAGCCUAUCAGACUUAAUGGCAGAGAAGUACUCGGUUGAAACGCACAUCUCUGCUAAUCCACAAUCUUGGUUUGGCAUUGAGUACAUUUUAAGAAAGAAAAAUAACUGUACUUGUCUGUACAUUUCUUAUUUUCAGAAUCGUCUGCAUUUGUGGAUCUUGAAAACAAGUGGAGUCCUUCACUAUAGAAGAGUAUCACCAGAAGAGAAUCUAGUUCAGGCUGGGUUACCCAAAGAUUUGACUUUGAGUCAAUUUUUGGAUGAUAAUUUCUGGAGUCUUGGUAUUUUGCCCACUAACGAUUGUGAAGAUCGGUCUUUAAAUACGAUUGAAUUGCAAGCUCUCUCCCCUACGCAAAAGAGCUCAGCAAGAUUGCGACUCGCGGAGGACGAGGACGAGGACGAGUACGAUAAAGUGAUUUCAAGUCUAUACUUGUGUUACAAAAUGUUCAUUGCCCCCGUUUAUGAUUUGCUUGUGGAGCCUGAAGUCAUUAUUGUUCCUGAACGCAAUUUGUACAAAGUUCCCUUCGCUGCCCUCAGUGAAAAGGAGGGAGCCGAAUACCUGUCGGAGACUCAUAGGAUCCGUAUCAUUCCUUCUUUGACGACACUCAGGAUUAUUCAAGAUAGUCCAGAGGACUAUCACAGCAACACUGGUGCCUUGAUAAUAGGAAAUCCCAAGGUUGAUUGGCUGCAGCCAUUGCCAGGUGCAAGAAAGGAAGCGGAGAGGGUCGGACGACUGGUGGGCGUUCCGCCUCUGUUGGAAGAGAAAGCAACGAAGCAGGCGGUACUUGAGCGGAUAAGUUCAGUGAGCCUGAUACAUUUUGCUGCCCAUGGUGACGCGUUAAGAGGAGAAAUUGCACUCUCCCCCAUUCCUUAUCCCAACAGUCAAAACGUUACGCCACCGAAGGAAGCUUACAUGUUGACGAUGGCUGAUGUCUCACGAGUGAAAGUCAGAGCUAAACUGGUGGUACUUAGCUGCUGUCACAGUGGAAGUGGAGAGAUAAGAGCCGAAGGAGUUAUAGGAAUUGCCCGUGCGUUCUUAGGAUCUGGUGCACGCUCGGUAUUGGUUGCACUGUGGGCCAUUCCAGACUCAGCAACAGAGAAGCUGAUGAGUCGGUUCUACGAACGCCUCAUUGAAGGAGAAAGUGCCAGUGAAUCCCUUCAUCAGGCCAUGAAGUGGAUGAGAAAAAACGGCUUGAACCAAAUUUCUGAGUGGGCUUCGUUUACGCUGAUUGGAGAUGAUGUGAGACUCGAGUUUGACAAGCAGAGGUAA